Messenger RNA from Ochotona curzoniae (black-lipped pika), 447 nucleotides. RefSeq names its product secretoglobin family 1D member-like. NCBI's taxonomy places the organism in Eukaryota, Metazoa, Chordata, Mammalia, Lagomorpha, Ochotonidae. The transcript has 3 exons. The coding region runs from base 66 to 338 and encodes 90 amino acids. The record is from RefSeq and is a predicted model, not a curated record.
GCUUCACCGCCCCUACAGAGAAGGACAAACCCCACACAGUGCCCCAGAAGUGAGAGCUCAGAGCGAUGAAGCUGUUGGUGCCUCUCCUGCUGGUCACUCUGGCCAUCUGCUUCUAUCAGGCUGAAGCAGUGGUCUGUCCAGCCUUCUUAAAAGAAAGCACACUCUUCUUAUUUUCUCCGGAAUCUGUGCUACGACUUUCACUUUCCAAAUACGAUGCACCUCAGGAAGCUAUUGAUGCAAAGGUUGAAAUACAGAAAUGCACGGAUGAGAUGUCCUUCGCAGACAAAACAAUCAUUGCAAAAAUACUGACAAAAGUGACUGUGAAGUGUGGCUUGUGAAAAGUGGACAUCAUUUGAUCGUGGUUUCAUUGUCUUUCCCAGGCAGUCUGCUCUUAGUGCAACAUGUAAAGGUUUCAAUGUCUUGCUUUAAUAAAUUACUUUCCCUGCA